Cucumis sativus (cucumber) is the source of this 5031-nucleotide messenger RNA. Its product is annotated as probable leucine-rich repeat receptor-like protein kinase At1g68400. NCBI's taxonomy places the organism in Eukaryota, Viridiplantae, Streptophyta, Magnoliopsida, Cucurbitales, Cucurbitaceae. The record is from RefSeq and is a predicted model, not a curated record. The transcript has 2 exons. Gene Ontology annotation, biological process: protein phosphorylation. The coding region runs from base 2928 to 4841 and encodes 637 amino acids. Gene Ontology annotation, molecular function: ATP binding; protein kinase activity; protein binding.
GGCAAUGGUUGAACAUGUUUAUGACCCUACUGAUUAUUUUGUUGUGUUCCUUAAACAUUAUCCUUUGAUUUGGUGGUCAAUUUUGAAACUCAAUGUUCUAAGGGACAUGGGAUGCUAAGCAGUAUAAUUGUCGGUGUAGGUCUUAUGUUUUCCCAGAGCUUUUUUCUUGCCAUUUAUUGUCUGGUGACUUCCCUUUUAUGUGAUGUUUCUAAUAGUUGCAACGUUGCCUUCUCAGAUGGAUAAUUAUUAUUAGUAGUUGAGCUCCCAUUGUAAAUCUUUUGGUUAUCUCCUCUCCAUUCUCUUUCCCAAUUUUUGUUUCUCUUAAACCAUAUUCUCCUCUCAAACUGGAAUCUACUCUUGACUCACUGUAUUUUCUACUUUAAUGAUUCAAACCUCCAUCUAUCUAAGAGCAAAUCCAUUCUUUCGUCUUUAGAUAGAACUUUGGCUUUGUCUAUUUAUUAGCCUCCUGUUUCUUCUCAUCUUUACUCUCUACCCCUGACCACUCGGCUUCUCUUUCUAAGAAUGCACUGAGGUUUAUCUGGUCAUUUGCCUCCUGUUUUUCUAUUUCUUUUUCUUAAAUCAUUGCACCCUUCUUGAUAAUGUUGAGGUAGGGAUGAUGAUACGUUUGAACUUCAGUCAGAUCAUGGUAGGUUUCUUGUUGAGAUGUAGGUUGUGGGUGAUAGGAAUAUUGGCACAGAAAAACACUGGCAUAACUUUUACAUGAUAGAUUGUUUGCAAACGAUUGUAGGAUUUGGGAAUUUGAAGAUGUUUCUCUGGUGCCGAAACAUUCUACAUUACUGAGGGAAAAAAACCCCAUCUCUAGCAGGCAGGGUUUAGCAUUUCAGUGCCCUAAAUCUAAGACGGAGCUCCGUUCGUUCAUUGUGGUUGAUUGCACAUAAUUUCUCUCCCAGCUCUCAGAUUUACUGAUGGCUUCCUUUGCCACCAGGGCCAUUUUCCGAUCCUCCUCCGGCAAGGCUGCCACUCUUCUGAUCAUCGGAAUCAGGGCAGCUCUGGCUGGUUCACCAUUUUGCAUUGCUUCGAAACAACCUUUCCCUCAGUGCUCUUUAAGGAUCCUUAUUGAAAUGAGCUUCUUCGUGGAAUCCAUGCUUCCAUUCCAUUCUGUAACUUCUUCCACAUUAAGGACUUCGAUGCUUUCUGUUUCUCGCCGUAGUUAUGGUUGGCUUUCAGAAGUGUCUGGCUUGCAAACUCCAUGAUAUAUGAUGAUGAUUGGAAAAGGUUUUGACCACCUGAGCAAAAUAUUCUAUUCAAUUUGACUUGGCGAUCUUAUAAUUUGAAUUUUGUUUCCUCAGGAAGCAUAUGGUUGAUAUUCCCCCAAUAAAUAUAAGUAACAAUUUUGCUGCGACUGCCUCUUAUGUUUCUUCUUGUUACUUGUUAGUGACUUCAAAAACAUUCUACAUUACCGAUGAAUUCUGUAUUUAAAGUAAUGACAUCUCCAAAUCCUGUCUUUACUGCAGGAUCUGGAUAUGUUAUUAACAUUGGGGUUGUGAUAGGCAACCACCUUACUUAAGCAGGGUCUAUUAUAUUGGCUGGACAAUUGGGUUCUUGAGUUAUGACAUUGUGAUAGAUAUGGUUGUAGGUUCUGUCAGUGUUAGUUUGAACCCGCUGGCUCCUUCUUCGAGAGGACCAGGGUUUGGAAGUUCAUUUUUGUUCCAUUUCAUGGAGGAUUAUACAUUAAUUGAUUCUGUGAAAUCCUUGCUCUGUUUGUGUUGUGGACAUAGGAUAUAUUAUUUUUCUCCCAAACAGGAAUAUAAUGUGUUGGAUAUUCCAAUUUGAUUUUAAAGAUAUACUUCAUCAGAGAUUGAGGGUAUCUUCUAAAAUUUAGUCCAACAAUACAAAUUUGGAAAUUUGGAAAUACUUCAAUUUCUGACAAGGCUAGGUAUUUCUCGAAAUAAUUUACCACUAGAUAAUGUAAUGGUGCAUACAAUCUUUUUAAAACCAUACUUUUUGGUAAACAACACGUGUAUAUUAGUUAAGUUAUGCCUGCUUUUGGUAGUGUAAUAAAUUGUUUCUUUUUUAAUUUAUCUCUUCUUUGAGUAUGUAAAUUUAGGAGUGUAGCAACUAUAUUUAUCAUGUUGUGUCAAAUUAGUUUACAAUUGUCAAAAGAGUCAAAGAACAUGUUACCUUUCAUCUGACCACUAGUAGGGUUCAAUAAAGAUGUAUUUGAAACUUUGUAAGAUUAAGAAAUAGAAAUAAAAACUAAACAAAUACAUUUAUUAGCGAUUAUGCAUUAACUUGAUUAAAAAUGGCAGAAAAGAGGGGGGAGAAAGGAAGAUUUGAAAGAUCUAAAGCCCAUAUAUAUAGAACGUUGAACGUCAUCCAAUGAUUAAUCCUCGUUUUCAAGUUUUGCUCCAAAAAGAAAAAAAGUGAGGGCAGAAGACAAGGAAGCCUCUACACCGUUAGCAACAGUCAAAAAGUUUAGAAAAUUCCUAUGCUCCAUUCUGUGAGCAGAUUACCUCACGUACAUCUUGUCUUCUUGUCUCUUGGCUCUAGCUUCUUUUGCAAAUAAGUUUUUAAAGUUUAAAGAUAUUUUUUAUACUUCCAAAAGCCACAAAAUAUAAAGUUUAUUAACAACACUGUGUUAUGAAAGAAAGGAAACAAAUCGAAAUAUUUGUCUCAUCAUUAAGUACAAUUACAAUCAGACACGUUUCAGAUGUAUAUUACCUGUUCUAUUCAAGCUGGAUUGGAAACAAUGUCAAACAACCAACCUUGUACCAUUGCUGGAAUAUCCACUUUUCAAUAUAAAAUGAGUGAAUCAUUUCCUUGUUUUUAUCUUUAAGAUGAAUAUAAAAAUUCAGAUUGGAUUAGCUGUAAGAGGAACUUAAAACAAAGAUGGUUUUGAUCUCAUCGACAUUGCUUAGUAGAAAUCUGUUGCCAUUGAACAUUUGCUCAGAGUUGGACUUUUGAGCAUGGAGUUUUCUUUGUUGUUCUUUGCAGCCAUACUAUUGUCUGGCUCUGUUGUGGCUCAAGUUGAUACUAUUGUUGGGUUUAAUGGAGAUGAGAGAGAUGCGCUAUAUGCCUUGAAGGCAACUUUCAAUGACACUUUCCUUAACAGAAACUGGACUGGAACUCACUGCCACAACAAUCAACCUCCUCUUUGGUAUGGCCUUCAAUGUGUUGAUGGCAGAGUCACAGCGAUAUCAUUGGACAGUUUGGGAUUGGUGGGGAAAAUGAAUUUCAGGGCAUUCAACAAGUUCACUGAAUUGUCUGUUUUAAGCUUGAAGAACAACUCCUUGUCAGGAAAUGUAUUCAGUUUCACUUCCAACCAGAAGAUGAAGACUAUAGAUCUAUCAUUCAAUGCAUUCGAUGGGUCGAUUCCGGUUUCUCUUGUGAGUUUAACUUCAUUGGAGUCAUUGCAGCUUCAAAACAACAGGUUUACUGGUUCCAUACCUGAAUUCAACCAGUCUUCCUUAGCAGUAUUCAAUGUCUCAAACAACAACCUCAAUGGUUUCAUUCCAAGAACAAAGGUUCUUCAAUCGUUUGGUGCCGGAUCCUACGUCGGUAAUCCUGGACUCUGCGGUCCACCCUCUGAUGCUGUCUGCAACUCAAUCAUAAAAGGGUCAAAAGCCACAGCAGCACCUCCUGAUACUAAUAAAGCCACUAAUGAUAAUUCUUCUUCCAAGGCUCAUGUCAUUUUGUUGCUAAUUCUUGUUAUUGUACUUUUUUUUGUUGCUAAUCUAUUGCUGCUCCUUCUCUACUUCAAGAAACAUAGAGAGCUAAAGGAGCUCAUAAAAAAACUAGGCAGUAAUGAAACAAAAGAGAAGAAAAAUGAAAGCAUGACUGAUAUCUCAAUUCAAAACCAACAACCCGCAGAAGCAGCAGCAGCAGAUGAAGGAGGGAAGCUCAUUUUCACGGAGGAGGGAGAAAAUUUCCAACUUGGAGAUCUUCUAAAAGCUUCAGCUGAGGGACUAGGUAAGGGGAUAUUUGGAAAUAGUUAUAAGGCUAUGCUUGAAGGCAGGUCGCCUAUCGUUGUCAAGCGGCUCAGAGAUCUGAAACCAUUAACUGUUGACGAAUUCAUGAAGCAAGUACAACUCAUUGCUAAGCUAAGGCACCCAAACCUGCUUCCACUUGUUGCCUAUUUCUACACCAAAGAAGAGAAGCUUUUGCUCUACAAAUAUGCAGAAAAAGGAAACUUGUUUGAUAGAAUUCAUGGACGCAGAGGUGUUGGGAGAGUUCCGUUCAGGUGGAGUUCAAGAUUGAUUGUUGCUCAAGGUGUGGCAAGAGCUUUAGAAUUUCUCCAUCUCAAUAGCAAGCCAAAUACCAUCAAUGUCCCACAUGGAAACUUAAAAUCUUCAAAUGUAUUACUUGGAGAGAAUGAUGAGGUUCUUGUUUCAGAUUAUGGGUUUGCUUCACUUAUUGCCCUUCCCAUAGCAGCACAAUGCAUGGUUUCAUACAGAUCACCUGAAUAUCAACAAAUGAAAAGAGUAUCAAGAAAAUCAGAUGUUUGGAGCUUUGGUUGCCUUCUUAUUGAACUUUUGACAGGGAAAAUCUCAUCUCACUCAGCACCAGAAGAAUCUCAUGGUAUUGAUUUAUGUGCUUGGGUUAAUAGAGCAGUUAGAGAAGAAUGGACAGCAGAAAUAUUUGACUCAGAAAUAGCUUCACAAAGGUCUGCUAUUCCAGGAAUGUUGAAUCUAUUGCAAAUUGCAAUACAUUGUUCAAAUGUUUCACCUGACAAAAGACCAGAGAUGAGUGAAGUUGCUAAAGAGAUUGAAAACAUCAAACUCAUAGAAAAUGGAGAAGAAUAUAGCUCUUCAUUUGAUAGAUCCUUAACAGAUGAUUCAAUGUCCACUGUUGGCUCUGGGAUUCCAAUGGAUGAGAGAUGAAAGAUGCAAACUACUUCAGUUCAAUCCAAGGUUUUAAAAACUUGUCUUAGCAUAUUGUUAUUGAGAUUCUUCUCUAUUUUAUCAUUUUCUUCUUUAUGUGAUAUGAAUAAUGCAACAAAGUAUUUGUUAUUUCUUAGAUUGUGUGGAUUGGAAAUGCAUAUAUGGUUUUGCUGUUGGACUUUGAUGUUCA